Molecule: messenger RNA, 693 nt
Organism: Tribolium madens (black flour beetle)
Lineage: Eukaryota; Metazoa; Arthropoda; Insecta; Coleoptera; Tenebrionidae
Product: E3 ubiquitin-protein ligase RNF181-like
Exons: 3
Coding region: 147-581 (144 amino acids)
Biological process (GO): protein ubiquitination
Cellular component (GO): cytoplasm
Molecular function (GO): ubiquitin protein ligase activity
Source: RefSeq, a predicted model, not a curated record
AGUAUCUGUCACUUUGACAGUUGUCAAAAUAUGGUCAAAAUUUGACAAAUUAUUAUUUGUGGCUUGUCAUCCCAAAAUAACAAUAAUUUAUUUGCGAUUAUGUUUGUUCAUCGUUAAGUAGAAAAUACAAAAAGUGUGUGUUAAAAAUGGCAGACUACUUUCAAGAAAUGGGGUGGCAGCCCCUUUCAGAUGGUCAGGCCCCCAACCACUUGCUACAUUUUGCUCGUUUAUUUCGUGAUUACAACAUAUUUGACGAGUCUUUAACCCAGACGUUAGCACCCCCGGCUUCAAAAAGUGUUGUGGAAAAUUUACCAAGCAUUACUAUCAAUGAACAAGGAGUAAAAUGCCCUGUGUGUCUCAAGGAGCAUGGAGAAGGUGAAACAGUGAAGAAAAUGCCUUGUAAUCAUACUUUUCAUGCUGAAUGUAUAUUGCCAUGGCUGGAAAAGACUAAUUCGUGCCCUUUAUGUCGUUUUGAAUUGGCUACUGAUGAUGAAGAUUAUGAAGCUUUCCGUAAAGAAAAACUUCGCGCCAAGGCGAGGGAGGCAGAUAUUGAAAUAUUGCACAAUUCAAUGUUUUCAUGAUAAUUCUUUUUUUUUUUCUUUACAUUUAAUUGGUAGGUAAUGGUUGUGUAUUUGAAUGAAUUUAUUUAAUAAUUGUGCAAAAUGCAAAACGUUCAAGAAAAUAUGAUUCCGA